Messenger RNA from Diabrotica balteata, 1818 nucleotides. The record is from the annotation of a GenBank genome assembly. NCBI's taxonomy places the organism in Eukaryota, Metazoa, Arthropoda, Insecta, Coleoptera, Chrysomelidae.
CAUGUGAAAAACUUCAGUCACGUCCUAUGUCUUUCGCAUAAAUGUCACCUCUAGGGUCGAGGUGAAAAAGUAAAUUAUAAUAAAAUCACCAAAAAUUCGAAUAAUAACAAUUUUGUAACAAACUCCGCUCUUCUUGUUAAUACCUUCUCCAAAAGCAACAAUGCAGUGUUCAGUUUUUAAAGUAUUAUCGUCCACAAUAAAGCCAACCUUGAGGCACAACCAAAGAAUAAUAGGAACCAUACAAAGUCGUUUAUAUUCAAGCGAUGGAGAUGCUGAUAUUGUUGUGAUUGGUUCAGGACCAGGAGGUUAUGUAGCUGCUAUCAAAGCUGCCCAACUGGGCAUGAAGACGGUUUGUAUAGAGAAAAAUCCAACAUUGGGAGGUACAUGUCUUAAUGUCGGCUGUAUACCAUCUAAGUCUCUAUUAAACAAUUCACAUUUCUAUCACAUGGCCCAUUCCGGUGACCUUUCUGAGAGAGGCGUUGAAACCAGCGGAGUUAACUUAAAUUUAGACAAAUUGAUGGGUCAAAAAUCCAAAGCUGUCACAAGUUUGACGGGAGGUAUCGCCCAAUUGUUCAAGAAAAACAAAGUGACGCUUAUCAAAGGACACGGUAAAAUUACCGGACCGAAUCAAGUGACGGCUGCGAAGGAAGACGGUUCCACCGAAGUAGUCAAUACGAAAAAUAUCCUUAUCGCUACAGGCUCGGAAGUUACACCUUUUCCUGGAAUUGAGACUGACGAAGAAACCAUUGUUACUUCUACCGGAGCAUUAUCACUCAGUAAAGUUCCACAAAGGCUUAUAGUCAUCGGUGCUGGUGUCAUCGGUUUGGAAUUGGGUUCAGUUUGGUCCCGUUUGGGAUCCGAAGUAACCGCCAUAGAAUUCUUGCCAAGCAUCGGCGGUGCCGGUAUCGACGCGGAGGUAGCAAAAUCGCUCCAAAAGAUUCUUUCGAAGCAAGGUCUCAAGUUCAAGUUGGGAACCAAAGUGACAGGAGCUUCGAGAGAAGGAGGUGUGAUUAAAGUUAAUAUCGAAGACGGAAAAGAUUCGAGUAAAACAGAAGUGCUCGACUGUGAUGUACUGUUGGUGUGUGUCGGAAGGAGACCUUACACUGAUGGAUUAGGUUUAGAAGAAAUGGGAAUUGCCAAAGACCAGAAAGGAAGAAUCCCGGUAAACUCGCACUUCCAGACUGUUAUUCCAAGUAUCUAUGCCAUUGGUGAUUGCAUACACGGCCCUAUGUUGGCACACAAGGCUGAAGAUGAAGGUGUCGCCUGCGUCGAGGGUUUACAGGGCGGUCCAGUACAUAUCGACUACAAUUGCGUGCCAUCUGUAAUCUACACUCAUCCAGAAGUCGGUUGGGUUGGAAAGACGGAAGAAGAUCUUAAAAACGAAGGUAUUGCAUACAAAGUAGGAAAAUUCCCGUUCAUGGCUAAUUCCAGAGCAAAAACAAAUAACGACACGGAUGGAUUCGUUAAGGUACUAGCUGACAAAGCUACCGAUAGGGUUCUAGGAACACACAUCAUCGGCCCCGGAGCUGGAGAACUUAUCAAUGAAGCGGUACUUGGUCAAGAAUACGGAGCAUCGAGUGAAGAUAUCGCCAGAGUGUGCCACGCUCACCCUACCUGCUCUGAGGCUUUGAGGGAGGCUAAUUUAGCGGCUUACUGCGGAAAACCUAUCAAUUUCUAAUAAUUCUUAAAUGCAAUAUCAUCUCAUCACACCUUUUUUUAAUUUUAACUUUAUGUACAUACCUCUUUUGUUAAGCUUCAUAAAUCUUAACUCUAAAAUCAUGUGAAAUGUUAAAAUAUAGGUUAUUUAUUUGUAUAUUG